Messenger RNA from Mixia osmundae IAM 14324, 3498 nucleotides. RefSeq lists its product as uncharacterized. Bases 227 to 3082 code for a protein of 951 amino acids. The transcript is spliced from 3 exons. The record is from RefSeq and is a predicted model, not a curated record. NCBI's taxonomy places the organism in Eukaryota, Fungi, Basidiomycota, Mixiomycetes, Mixiales, Mixiaceae.
CUUCAGUCGCUGCUCAUUCAGCCAUCCACUCGUACUCGCACUGCGCUCGCUGGCUGAGCCUGGUGAGUCGCUGACGUCGCCGGACGGCGCAGACACAAGCGAGAGAUCACAAAGGGGAAGCCAAGGCAGACAGGAACGGCAAAUAACUCUGAAUGCACUGAGCAUAGAAGCUAGCUUGACCAGCACGCAGGACGCUUGCUUGUCCGUCUGACGCUCACGCAAAGGCAUGCAAUCAUCGAGUGCGACAAGUUUGAACGAUCUGAGCUCGUCGUCAGACCUGACAUCGCCUCGCCUCCUUUCACAUACCAACAAGAUCUGCUUGGACAGCCCACCCAAGCGACCUAGCCGAGCGAACUCACGCACCGUCAGUACUGAUUCCGCCGUCAGUCUCGUCGGCGGAGUGACACGCUCCCGGUCACUCUCCAGACGAUCACAGAGCUCGAACAGCAACAAGAUCCAAAUCCCUCCCCUCGAUCCUGCAGACCUGCAAAAGUUACGCAGAGUGCCGUCUUCGAUACUCCUAUCCGAUACCAGUCUGCCCACCACGUCGACAAGCGCUGCACGAGACGGUUGGCAGAACGCCACGACGCGUGAAGCCAUCAAGGGCAAAGUCGCAAAGGGUCAGCGUCAAUUUGAAGGCGCGACUCCUCCUGCUCUGCCACAUCGAUCGCGUCAAGCUCGUCGCAGGAGCUCGACGAGCAGUUCAAUCUCGACCAGCUCGAUCGCCUCAUUGGAUUCGGCGCGUACAGACGAGGACGAAUCUGCAGAGUUAUUCGGCUCCGAUCUCGUCUCUCGCGCCAGCUCGACGACGACCGCACCACCUUUCACGCCCCUAGACGCAAACUUCAAUAUCUCUCCCACACUCACCACGUCGAGCUCGUCAGCUUGCCUUACGGAAGCGACGCCUAGACCAUCACAUAGUGCGAGAAUGGCUUCGCCUACUGAGCGCCGAUCGAUGGAAACGCUCAACAGUUCAGUCACACAUGAAGACGAUUUUGAAGAUGCUUCUGCCCUCUCGCCACUUCCCUCUUCCCGAACAUCUUUCGUUGACACACCGGCUACAGCUCACUUAACGGAGGAAUUGUCGACGGCCAAACCUGCAGAACCUGCAGCAACGACUGUAGCGGCAGCUGAAGAAGGCUCGAGCGAGGAGGUGAAGAAUCGCGACAGCGCUCAUCAAUUGCCUGUCAUUCCUCAUCAUGCCAGCGGGCUGGCAUCGUCAGUCUCUGCCUCAACUGACGAUGCAUCUGGCCAGAAAGACGGACUAGCUACAGACCCACUGCAUGUCAAACAAGCAGAUGUAAGGAGACAAAGCACCGAUUCUGCGCCGCCAAUCGCCGCGGACACACUGCAUUCGCUCCCCAAUGGUAUUGCUGACGCAGCGCUAGCACACCAGGCUUUCGACCUCGCAGAGCCCGAAACGCCCUCAGAUGCCGUGCCCACAACGAGCUUUUCAACCGAACCCAUGACAGCAGUCUCUCUGAGCUCUAUCAGUGUAGGCGAGUCCGCCAGGCCCGUCAGUAUAGAGACAGUGCUCGUCAGGCCAACGCAGUCAGACGCAGAAUCGACACCUGUCGGUCUAUCCGAGGUGAAGCUCAGCAGGCGAGAAACCGUGAGAAGUUCGAUCGACACAACUGCAGCGACUCAAGCGACCUUUGACGAGCUGUCGCCUACCCAACGAGAAGAAUUGGAGACGCCAGGCACGACGUAUGACUUUCUCAUCCAGCGAUUAGAGUCGCAGAAUGCUUUGCUCGAUCAGGAUCCCAAGGCAAAACACCAGACUGUCUUCCCGCCGGAAGAGAUCAAAGAGAAGCUUGCAAAGGCUCACGUCGAGGCGAUACCGAGGGGCGAGGAAGUGCACAUUGAUUGGGAUUUCUGGGGCGCCGUCACCUCGGACUAUGAAUCGGUUGCGCGCAAUCAGCCUCGGGAGCUGUCCAAGGCGAUACAACGAGGCAUUCCACCUGCUCUUCGAGGACUUCUAUGGCAGCUCAUGUCUGCUUCGAAGGAUCCCGAGCUGGAGCGCGCUUAUGCUCACUACCUACGGCAAACAUCAACGCACGAAAAGGCAAUCAUGCGAGAUCUCAAUCGAACCUUUCCUCAGCACGAGUACUUCAAAGACGUCGAUGGCGUCGGGCAAGAGAAUCUGUUCAAUGUCGUCAAAGCGUACAGUCUGUACGACGAGGAAGUCGGGUACUGUCAAGGCCUACCCUUUGUCGUUGGCCCUCUACUGCUACAGAUGCCAGACGAAGAAGCAUUCUGCGUUCUCGUCCGACUGAUGAAGUCCUAUGAUCUACGAUCACACUUUACGCCCAACAUGCCCGGUCUGCAAUUGCGAUUGUUCCAAUUCGACCGUUUACUGGAAGAACUGCUGCCCACAGUGUUUAUGCAUCUGCUUCGGCAAGGCGUCAAGUCGAGCAUGUACGCCUCGCAAUGGUUCCUGACGCUCUUCGGCUACCGUUUUCCGCUCGAGCUCGUCUCUUCCGUCAUGGAUCUCGUAUUUGCGGAAGGUGUCGAAGCCAUCUUCCGCUUCGCCGUCGCGCUUAUGAAGAAGAACGAGGAAAAGUUGCUCAAGCUUGACUUUGAAAGGCUCCUCGACUUCCUCAAGGCGGAUCUCUUCGAGAGCUAUUUGGAUCCCAAGAUGAUCGACAAUCAUGAGCAUGAUGCCAUCAGGUAUAGAGCAUACGAAUUUGUUCGCGAGGCGCUACAGAUCAAGAUCACGCCUCAUCUGCUCGACACUUUUGCAUCCGAAUGGGAAGCGCAGUUGCGACAACAGAAUGCUCAUUCUAUCGAAGUCGAGCAGCUGCGAGCUAUCAAUGGCAAGCUAUCGAACCAGGUCAGGAAGCUCGAAGCAAGUCUGGCGCAGAUCAACGAGGAACAUUGCGAACUCGUCAAGGAGCUCGUGAUGGCCAAGCUGGGUCGCGAAGAGGUAGAAGAGGUACGCCCUCUUGUCGAGCUGCUCAAAGCCGCGAGUCUGACCUGCGUUUUUUCGGCAGGAAUUGGUGCGUAUCAAGUUGCUUUACGCCGAGGCGGUACACGCGCAAGCCGAGGCGAUGGUGCACACUCGUUCUGGUUAGAUCAGUGAAUUGUUGUCGUGCUGCAUAGUCUUUCAUAGAGGACCUCUAAACUUGUGAUCGUUCGGCAGCUGCCCGAUGAGCGAGCUGGCGUUGCUCAAAGUGCGCAAGUUCCGCUUGCCGAGCGCCAGCAGGGCUUUCGCCUUUUCCAUGUCUGACUCGUCUCUAUGUCGAUCGAAAUCAUGUCUGACCCAUUGGACUGCCUCUAUGCGAGCUUGCCUAUCCCCUAAGCCUCGGGUCGAACGAAUGUAGGCUCUAUACAGCGAUAGAACCUUGCCCCGGUUGAGGAACUAUGCAAUCUCGUCAGUCUCGCAACAGAGCAGCUGUCAGCGUUCAUACAUAAUCAAGUGACCGGAAGGGCGCUGUCGGACGGACCUGACGAGCACGCAAGAUGAGUGCAAUGUGCAUUGGCCAGCUAUGCACUUGA